This is a messenger RNA of Macrosteles quadrilineatus (aster leafhopper), 753 nucleotides long. RefSeq names its product putative nuclease HARBI1. The transcript has a single exon. The coding region runs from base 1 to 753 and encodes 250 amino acids. The record is from RefSeq and is a predicted model, not a curated record. Lineage: Eukaryota; Metazoa; Arthropoda; Insecta; Hemiptera; Cicadellidae.
AUGGGCAAUGGGAGCCAAUACCAUGGCCUCAGUGACAUGCACGGUGUGCAUAAAUCGACUGUAUGUCGUGCCGUCCAUAACUUUGUUAGAGCAGUGAACAACACUCUCUUUCCGAGGGUGGUUGAUUGGCCUGACGACAUAGUACAAGUUGUUCAAGGGUUCCAUGCAAUUGCAGAAAUGCCACUUGUAAUUGGUUGCAUCGAUGGAACAUUGAUUAACAUAGACGCUCCGGUUUUAAAUGAACAACAGUAUGUUGACCGUAAGAAUAACCACUCCAUCAAUUGCAUGGUGGUUUGUGGGCCAGACUAUUCUUUCUUCUAUGUAAGCGCCCGAUGGCCUGGAAGCGUUCACGACGCUAGAGUCCUAAGGAAUAGCACGCUCUAUCAUAGAAUGGAGGGUGGUUGGCGCCCUAUUGAAGGAGGGGUACUGUUAGGAGACUCUGGGUAUCCCUUGCUUGACUGGCUGAUGACGCCUACCGGAGUAAACCUCGAAGAUCCGGCUGUUGUAAGAUACAACCGAAAACACAAGAGUACAAGGCGCAUUGUGGAAAACUCCCUUGGCAAGCUAAAGGAGAAGUUUCCUUGUUUAAAUCACCUGCGAGUGCAACCUGUUUUUGCAUGUGAAAUUUUCAAGUGUUGUGUGGCCAUAUACAACUACGCACGGCGUGCUGGUUUGAUUGAAGUGGUUGAAAAUGAGAACGAAGUCGAAGACGACGUAGAAGAACAGAAUGUGAAUGUGGAACAAUUUGACUGA